GGCGGAGGGUUUUAAAAAAGGGGAAUCGCAUUGCCCCACGUCACAAGGUGACCCAAACAUAGAGGUAUUUGAAAAAGAAGUAUGUUUGCACCACUGCAGUCCAAUCGUAUCCAGAUAUGAAGGCGUGGCUGUACCUUCCGGUUAGUCUCCUAUAAAUACAGCGAUCUAGCAAUCUAGCACACAACAACUGUCAAAUCCAUAUCACUGCGUUAACAAGCGGCCGACUGAACAACUAACGAUGACCGAUGUUAAAAACGUGGCCGAAUUUUUCGACACUAACGGCUACAUAUGCGGUCUGUCCGUUCUCAACGAAGAAGAGACGCUGGAUCUGCGAAAGAAUUUCAAUGACUUUGAAAAAAGUAUUGGCAAGGAGAACGCCCAGUACAACCUGCACAACGUUCACGUGGAACACCCCUGGGUGCUGAAGGUGGCCACUAAACCCUCCGUCCUUAAGCCUUUAAAGGAGAUCCUGGGCUCCAACCUCAUCCUGCUUGACUCGAGGUUCAUCUGUAAAUACCCCAACGAAGAAGUACCCCAGAAGGACGGCUCGGAGGCCUUCGUUGCUUGGCAUCAGGAUGUAAGGUACUGGGGCGUCGAGGGAGACGUGGUCAGCGUGUGGCUGGCUGUCGACGAUGCUGACGUGGAGAACGGCUGCAUGAUCGUCAUUCCAGCAACCCACAAGAGCGGAAUCCUGCAGCACGACCAAACAGAUACCAAGGGUAACUUGCUCACAUCCAAUCAAGAGAUCCCACCCCACUUGUAUGACGCAACAAAGUCCGUCCACUGUCCACUCAAAGCUGGCCAGAUGUCCCUCCACCACGGCCACAUCGUGCACGGCAGUCAGGCCAACAAAUCAGACCGACGUCGCUGUGGCUUCGUUAUCCGUUACAUAGCAACGACAACUUAUCCAAUCGUAGACGAGACUCGUCCCCGGAAGUUCGCCACCACCGUGUUGGUUUCUGGGACUGACGAGCACAAGAAUUUCGAGGACCAUGCCCCUGCGUGGUUUGACUGGAAACAAUAAGCCGUUAGCAAUAUCUUCUUGUGUUGUUGAGAAUGAGUUAAGAUUUAUAUAUUUUGGUCGUGGUGUAAUAUUUUUUCCCAGCACCAUUUAAGCCUCAAACGUUUGUCAAAUACUUUAAAUAAUCAUGGACAGUAAAUUAUUUCUGUGAUUGUUAGCACCAAUACAUAUAUUUUGUCGGUUCGCUGUUAAGUGUUGCUGUUUCGCUUUGAUUGUAAACGUUACAUUAUUUUCAAGCAUGUAAAAAUACUAUAUCAUUCAUGAAUGUUCUAAAGUGCUCGCCCAUUAAAUGCGCUGUAGCUAAAAACCACUCACACUUACCACUCAACUUUUGAUAGGCACAUUCAUAUCAUUCCACGUCAUACUAAAUUUAAAUGUUGUAUAUGUAAGAGUAAAACAUAUAUUACCAUACCUCCAUGCCAGAAUGAUGGUUCACGUGAUCUUGAUAAAAUACUACGAUCCCUCCUUUGAGAUAUAUAUUUCUGGGCGGAAGUCUAAAUCCUAUAUACCCCGCCACGAAGCAAACAGCCACAAGCAUUUUUCGAGUCAAUCGAACAGCAGAUUAUAACCUGUCGGCAAGAUAAAUUCGUUGUAUCAGUAUCAUUCAGGGUACAUGUGGUUUUAUGCGUCCCUCGUUAGGUUUUAUGCCACUCGCCUCAAACUCGAAGUAUAAAACCUAACGCACAUAAAAGAACAUGUACCCCUAGUGAUACAGCUACAACCUAAUGAAACCUAUAUAACCUCAUCGAAAGUUGAGUAGUAUAUAUAAUUCAUGUAUUUUUCAUAUUGCUUUAGGUGAUGUAUUUCUGCAGAUUGUAUCAUCAUUUGCCGUUCUCUCCGUGUUAAAUGUAAGAAACAAACGCUAAAGAGUAUUUGUAUCCUAGUAUUACUAGCCGUCUAUGGUUUAUACUGAAUCUAUACUAACGAAACACAUGGUUGCACAGCAUGGCCCUCACGUCUGCAUUGUGGCUUCUUAUGAGAGUUGCGUCCCUUUGGCACGUCAGAAGCCAAUAAUUGUGGGUUCGAUUCCGGGCUCUCCCCGAUACCAGUGCUCAAAGUGGUAAACGUCCGAGACCCGCACCGUUUCUCCAACACGCCGUGAUAUAACUGGCUUGCUGUUCAAAGUGGCAAAAAACCCAACUCACUCACUCACCCACAUCUGGCAUCGAAUAUACACAAACAAAUCCGAAAAAAAUCCCUUUUUUAUCCGAAGUUCGUCUUCACAUUACCAGGAAUGUUAUUUUCCAGUCCAGAUGGAUUUGGUACGAUUUCGAAAUCACCGACUAUUCGGUUUAUAUGCGACCUCGUCAUAGCCAGAAUUUACUAUCGUUUAAUAUUUCAUUUUCCGACGAUAAAACAAACAGUAGCCGUUGCAAGGCUAGAUCUAAAGAAAUACCAAAACGAUUUUUAUCGGGAUGCACAAAGAAAACUGAAUAUGAUACCGGUUUCCCUAGAGUCUUAUUAUUCAUCAUCAUUGAGUAAUUGUAUUAUAUGUAUGUGAAUGCCGAAGUGAAUGUCAAUCAUAAUGAGUGAAUAGUCAUAAUGCGAAUAACUAUGUAAAAGGUGUAUAACCGGUCUGGGUUUUGUGUGUGAAUGUCUGUGAUAUAUAGGAAACCGUAUCAAUAUGUUAUCCCAUAUCCAGAGAGAUAUGACUGUUUCUUUAGGCCAAGCCAGUAAGACCUUCCUGUGGACGGGUAGAAAAGGACGUGGCACCAAUUGUUAAAACCACUUUUCUGUUAAUUUCCACUUUGUGAGAAUAAUGAAAGGGCCUUAUUUUGAUACCAAAAUUAUUGUUUUCGUUUCAAAAUUUUUUUUUAUAAAGUUUUGUUUCUUUGUCCCAUGCAUCAUCCCUCAAGGUUGCUGUGAAGGUCAUGAGGCGAUUUUUGUUAAAGUUUUAUUGUUGACAUUUUUUGUUUGUUUGUUGUUUAACGCCGCACUCAGCAAUAAUCCAGCUAUGUGACAGCGGUUGUUGACAUGUUUUUAUUUUUCACAACACAGCUGUGCAGAAAAGGUUUAAAAUUAACACUAAAAUUGUUUUUGUCUUGUUUUAUCGAAUCCAAUUGUAUUGGUCGGCCUUGUUUAUUUUUUUUUAUUUUCGUUAUUAUUGUGAGUAACCUUCGAAAACUGCCCUUCAUACAAGCCGUGUUGGGUGGCGAUUUGUAUCUACUGGUGUACAUUGAUUGUUGUAUACAUACCAUUCUCUUCGUAAUGGGUAAAACAUGUAUUUUAGGUUAAACAGGGUAAUAUACCAAACGUAGAAACUAUUAUAUACAUUGACGUUGUUCAAUGUCAUAUUUUGCCAGGGUAAGGUAAUGUCAGCAAAAUCCAUGAUGUUAUUUCUUGCCUUAAACUCCUUUUUUACGAUUUUGCUUUUAUGUAUGUCACUUCAUGUUGUAAUGAAUAUUGUGUGUUCUUUGUGUUGUUUUAUUUUCUGAAAUAAAAAAUUACUUUUU
Haliotis rufescens (red abalone) is the source of this 3474-nucleotide messenger RNA. RefSeq names its product phytanoyl-CoA dioxygenase domain-containing protein 1-like. Lineage: Eukaryota; Metazoa; Mollusca; Gastropoda; Lepetellida; Haliotidae. The coding region runs from base 239 to 1024 and encodes 261 amino acids. The transcript is spliced from 4 exons. The record is from RefSeq and is a predicted model, not a curated record.